Molecule: messenger RNA, 789 nt
Organism: Protobothrops mucrosquamatus (brown spotted pit viper)
Lineage: Eukaryota; Metazoa; Chordata; Lepidosauria; Squamata; Viperidae
Gene: MORN4
Product: MORN repeat containing 4
Exons: 4
Coding region: 22-462 (146 amino acids)
Source: RefSeq, a predicted model, not a curated record
GUCUUCCUGAAAGUUAGUAUCAUGACCUUGACUAAGGGCUCAUUCACUUACUCUAGUGGAGAGGAAUACUGUGGGGAAUGGAAGGAAGGGCGUCGACAUGGAAUCGGACAAUUGACUUUUGCUGAUGGCAGCAUUUAUGUUGGACAUUUUGAAAAUGGUCUCUUCAAUGGAUAUGGAGUGCUCAGUUUUGCAGAUGGUUCCAGAUAUGAGGGGGAAUUUAUGCAGGGAAAAUUCAACGGUGUUGGAGUCUUCACACGCUAUGACAACAUGAUCUUCGAGGGAGAAUUCAAGGGUGGACGGGUUGAUGGCUUUGGACUUUUGACUUUUCCUGAUGGCUCUCAUGGGAUACCCCGUAAUGAAGGCUUUUUUGAAAACAACAAACUCUUGCGACGGGAAAAGUGCCAGACAGUGGUCCAACGUGCACAGAGUGCCUCCAAGAUGGCACACAGCUUGACAGCAUAAAGGGCAUAAAUUCUACAAUAAUACAGGGCUUUCUUAUGACUGGCAGCCUAACCCAGAGGUUGGUAAGAGUGUGGAGUACAAAAUUCACAGAGGCAAAUACUAUCUCUAGGAUGCAAACUAUCAUAACUGAAUCCUGCUUGCCUUUAUCAUUUCUUUAAGCAGCCUGGCCCCUAUAAUGUGAACUGGUGCCAAAACUCAGCCAUGAAGCCUAUGUCUCCUGUCAGUAUCACAUCCAAGAUCAUAGCAUUUCCUUUGUCAGAAGCAUUCUCCCUUAGACAGAUUGCUAAUCCUAUAACCCCACAACUGAGUUGGUACAAUCCAUCCAUC